Messenger RNA from Lingula anatina, 1386 nucleotides. RefSeq names its product ragulator complex protein LAMTOR3-A. The record is from RefSeq and is a predicted model, not a curated record. NCBI's taxonomy places the organism in Eukaryota, Metazoa, Brachiopoda, Lingulata, Lingulida, Lingulidae. Gene Ontology annotation, biological process: positive regulation of TOR signaling; cellular response to amino acid stimulus. Gene Ontology annotation, cellular component: Ragulator complex.
UCAAAGUAAACCCCAAGGAGCUUGACCCAAGGUUCUGCUUUCACCAAUUUUCCAUUGAAAGAUAAUUGCUCAUCACUAUGGUUGACUCCUGUUUUGCCAAUAAAAAUAGCUUGGAAUUUUUCAGGGUUUGCUUCCAUCUCGUUUGAGGAGAACCAGUUUAUAGCAUUUUGUGCAUCGUAUUCGAGCUCCCUUUUUAAGGUAUCGAAGUCUGGGUGUGCAGCACUUAAUGUGUUAUCAUCUGUGUAGUUGUACAGGUUACAAUUUUCAAUAGAAUGAAAGAUGUCAUUUAUGAAAAUGUUGAACAGCAGGGGACCAAUGAUGGAACCUUGAGGAACACCUUUAUGUAGAUUUUCCCAACAGCUUAGAGUAUCGCCGACUUUCACUCGCUGUUUUCUUUUACUCAAGUAGCUGUGCAUUAAGUCUAAGGCAUUUUUGUCGAGACCAUAUGCCUCUAAUUUGGCAAGUAGUAAAGUGUGUCGUAUACUGUCGAAUGCCUUCGAUAGGUCCAUUAGAACUGCGCCAACAUAUUCGUUAUUGUCUAAACUUUGUUUCCAGUCCUCUACCAUCUUUAUCAAGAGUGUCUGGCAGCUAUGUCCAUGCCUGAAUGCCGAAAGGAACUAAAGAAAUACUUCAACCAUUUGAUGUCAUUGGUUGAAGGCCUUUAUGCAAUAAUCAUUACAGACAGAGAUGGUGUUCCAGUGUUUAAAGUGAGCACAGAGAAUGCCCCAGAGCUGGCUUUACGCCCCACAUUCCUGUCCACAUUUGGAAUGGCCACAGACCAGGCCAGCAAGCUAGGACUGUCGAAAAACAAAAGCAUGAUUUCCACAUAUUCUGCCUUUCAGGUGGUACAUUUAAAUAAACUUCCUCUUAUUGUCACAAUGGUUGCUUCAAGUAAAACAAAUACUGGUAUGCUUCUAGCGCUGGAAAGAGACUUUGAUAAUGUGCUUAAAGAUAUGAGAGCAGUUGUGGAUAUUUCAUAGAGAAAGUUGAAAAAGUUUUAAUAAGAUUGCCGAAGUAAGUUUAGUAAGAGCUGUAAUUUAUAUACAUUAUGGAAUGGAAUGAAUGGCUAACAAAAUUAAAUACUUCACAUGGUGAUGAAUCUUUUUGGCAAUCUAGGGAAUAUAGAACUGUGACAUAAAAUACAUUUCUCCUCUUGCCGUACCAAAUGGCUCGCACAGGAAAUGGACACCUGUGUAACCUCACAUUCAGAUAAUUAUAUGAUUGCUUGGUGAGAAUUUGACUGGAAAAAUCGACAAACUUUCUUAAAUAUUUAUAAACUAUACUAUUCCAAGGAAUUUGUAGUACAUAUAUUAUUAGGUAUCAUUGGGUUAUACAUGUACGAACAAAUAUGUUAACACAUAGGAAUAAAUUGGUUAGUUAUGUGCA